This is a messenger RNA of Phytophthora sojae, 552 nucleotides long. RefSeq lists its product as hypothetical. The coding region runs from base 1 to 552 and encodes 183 amino acids. Lineage: Eukaryota; Oomycota; Peronosporomycetes; Peronosporales; Peronosporaceae. The transcript has a single exon. The record is from RefSeq and is a predicted model, not a curated record.
AUGGACCGCUGGGGUUGCUGGGGUUGCUCGGUCCACUCGGGUUGCUUGGUCCACUGGGGUUGCGAGGUCCGCUGGGGUUACGAGGUCCGCUGGGGUUACGAGGUCCACUGGGAUUCGCCGGUCCGCUGGGAUUCGACGGUCCGCUUGCGUUUGAGGGUCCACUCGGGUUGCUUGGUCCACUGGGGUUGCUCGGUCCACUGGGAUUGCUUGGUCCACUGGGGUUACGAGGGCCACUGGGGUUACUUGGUCCACUCUGGUUCGAUGGACCGCUGGGGUUGCUGGGGUUGCUCGGUCCACUGGGAUUGCUUGGUCCACUGGGGUUACGAGGUCCACUGGGGUUACUUGGUCCACUCUGGUUCGAUGGACCGCUGGGGUUGCUGGGGUUGCUCGGUCCACUGGGAUUGCUUGGUCCACUGGGGUUGCGAGGUCCGCUGGGGUUACGAGGUCCACUGGGAUUCGCCGGUCCGCUGGGAUUCGACGGUCCGCUUGGGUUUGAGGGUCCACUCGGGUUGCUUGGUCCGCUUGGGUUACGGGAACCGCUUGGGUUGCUAG